AUGGCAAACAACCUUGGGACUACCAAAGUCCCUACUGCGGCACCUAGGCCUACAACGCAAGGGAUUUUUGCCAUUCCACUCAUCAGCCAAAGGGUCAUCAGCAAUAUCAUAACGGAGCCAGCAGAUCAUGAGUCAUUACAUGGACUUACAAGCCUGUACCAUUCAAAUGCGGUGUUACAAGCCAGUAUUAGAGCAGCAUGGGGAGUGAUAGAACGCGACAAUGCACGCAGAAUAUACGCCCGGCACGACUGUAGCGGCUUCUACCAGAUAAGGGAGAAGGUGCGAACGAUUUGUUGGCAAGAACGGUUACAGAAUCUGCACGCGGCGACGCCUACUGUGCCGAUGAAGGGUGUGCUACACGCUAUUCACCUGGACGAAAUUGAGGAAGCCAAAGAGGGAGCAGAAGCUGCAGAGAACGGUAACCCUGUGCCCCCGUUCGAACAUGGUAUUGACAGUGUACCCGACCCUGCCGCUCAAAGCCGCGUGGUGGAAGAUAUCAUCGGGGACGGCUGUACUCAGUGUUUCGAUUUCCUCGUCCAGAUGGAUGUGAUCUCUGUGAACGGAUUCAGAAUGAAUAACAACACCAGUAGCUACAGCUACCUUCAUCUUUCUACUAGCGGUCUACGGUUCCGGGCCACCACGCCCGCCAACCUUUGGGCUGCUCGACUCCAUUUGACUCAAUAUAUACUAUUGCGUUCGUCCGCGACGGCCCUUGUCGCUCCGUCGAGAGUAACGCGAUCUCAGCCCGAAGCACGCCAAUUGAGUAUCAUGGGGAAAAUAGACCGUGUAGAUCACGACCUCUGGGGGAUGUGGAUCGAUAGGGUACAUGAGUUGGUAGUCGCCCCACCAGUCGGGGUGCCACCAGAGGCGAUCCCGUAUACUCCAAACGACAUUGCUAAUACAACAAACACGGCAGAAUGGGAGACGAUCGCAUCCCACGUUACUUACAAUCAAUAUGACAAGCUAUUCGACUUGGGUGUCAAUUAUGCCCUGAUGAACGUGCCCGGUAACACUGACUCGUUUUGGCACAUGCUGCUUCGGCGUGACGCGGCGCUAGAGGACGAGACGACGAAGAUUCUGAUCAAGAUGUUAUCGAGACCAUGCAACGGGCUGACGGACCUAACAAGGCCCCGCUUGCCCUUGACCUCGGUCAACGGUACGACCUUUGCUCCCGGUGACUGCAGCCCCUGGUUCUUUGCCAUGUGGGAUAAAAAACGGAAGUGGGCCAAGAUCAUCAGCCAGUCGCCAUAUGUCGACGCCACCAGUCCCAAUUAUCUCACCCGACCGAACGGGAUAGGAGGCCCCCCUUAUGCAGUGCUGACUGGACUGGCAGCUGUCCACCAUUUUGACGAAGACGGAGUGCGAAUGCUUCGGCAGUGGGUCCUCCGAGCAUCCAGCGAUUUAACCUACUACCGAGAAUACGAACCUCUUUACGACAUACUCGAAUUUAUCGUCGACGAACUAAGAGAAAGGUACAGGGCGAUCGAGGCUUUGGGAAUUGCACCGGCUGCAGAGAAACGACAGAAAACUGUGGCCAAGGCGGCGGCCGACAAAAUGACUCGCAUCAUCCUGAAUGAGAGUAUCCGUGAGAUCCGUCCAGAUGAGACUCGAAGAGCAGGAGAUGAGCACUACUAUAUGACGCUGAACGAGACACCAGCUUUCGCCAACUGGGUGAAACGCAUGAAUGCGCGGGGUGGUCUCAUCCACAAGGAUCACUUCAUGGCCAUGUGGACUAAGCCGACAGGGGUCAAUACUCGGUCAACACGCGCGCAUCCCUGGAACCCGGAAAUGCUGAUGGAAAUGCAAUAG
This is a messenger RNA of Penicillium argentinense, 1809 nucleotides long. RefSeq lists its product as uncharacterized. The record is from RefSeq and is a predicted model, not a curated record. The coding region runs from base 1 to 1809 and encodes 602 amino acids. Lineage: Eukaryota; Fungi; Ascomycota; Eurotiomycetes; Eurotiales; Aspergillaceae. The transcript has a single exon.